AUGCCCCUUCGAUUCAUUCACGCCGCCGACCUCCAUCUGGAUAGCCCGUUCACGGGCAUCAGGGCAGCGGCUCCGGAAAAUGUCGCAAAGGCGCUUCACUCGGCCACUUUCGACUCCUACAACAACAUCGUCGACCUCUGCAUUUCCGAAUGUGUGGAUGCCCUGCUGGUGGCCGGGGACAUUUACGAUGGUGCGGACCGCAGCCUGCGUGCCCAGCGCGCUUUCAUCCAAGGUCUGCAGAGGCUGGAUGCCGCCGGAAUACGAUCCUUCGUUUGCCACGGGAACCAUGACCCGCUGGACGGCUGGGAGGCACGGCUGUCGUAUCCCGACGGGUGCCACCGGUUCGGCGCUGACUUCUCGCCGGCGCCCGUCUUCCCCGACGAGCCGGAGCGUGCCUUGGUCUAUGGCGUCAGCUAUCCUACCCGGGAUGUGUACGAGAACUUGGUGUCGCGUCUCGGGCAGGUGGACGAGAGCGCGUUCACCAUCGGUCUGCUGCACGCCAAUGUGGGCGGCAACUCUGACCACGCGCCCUAUUCCCCCUGCUCACUGGAUGAUCUGGCGCGAGCGGGGAUCGACUACUGGGCGCUGGGCCAUGUUCACACCCGCCAAGUCCUACGAAACCGAACUCCGACGGUGGUGUACCCCGGCAACUCUCAAGGUCGGCAUCCCAACGAAACCGGAGCCCGGGGCGCCUACCUGGUGGAAGUUGACGACCGCGGAAACAGAUUGCUGGAUGGCGCAGAAGGCAGGUCGGUGGUCGCCCGCAUGACCCUGACUGGGCGGGGUGAGUUGAACCGGUUCCUGCGCCAGCCAGCUGCACUGGACGAUCUCCUGGCGGAAGUCAACGACCAACGGGCCCAGCGUCUGCCGUUUGUUUGGUGCGAACGGAUCGAAAACGAAACCGCGGCGGCCAUAGACCGCGACGCCAUACGGUCCGGCGAGGAUUUCCUGGCCGAGGUGCUGCGCACCGCCGAUCAGCUCAGGGAGACCCCCGAGACGUUCCGCGACGGACUUGCCGAUCUCUACCGACACACUCGAUACCGGCGCUAUCUGACCACUUUGACCGACAAAGAAAUCGCGGCGCUGCUCGAUGAGGCGGAGGCCCUGGCCGUCAAUUUGCUGGCUGAGGAGGAUGACUGA
Messenger RNA from Geodia barretti, 1140 nucleotides. Lineage: Eukaryota; Metazoa; Porifera; Demospongiae; Tetractinellida; Geodiidae. The record is from the annotation of a GenBank genome assembly.